This is a messenger RNA of Diceros bicornis minor, 2019 nucleotides long. RefSeq names its product tryptophanyl-tRNA synthetase 1 (gene WARS1). The record is from RefSeq and is a predicted model, not a curated record. The transcript is spliced from 11 exons. NCBI's taxonomy places the organism in Eukaryota, Metazoa, Chordata, Mammalia, Perissodactyla, Rhinocerotidae. The coding region runs from base 155 to 1555 and encodes 466 amino acids. Gene Ontology annotation, cellular component: cytoplasm. Gene Ontology annotation, biological process: tryptophanyl-tRNA aminoacylation. Gene Ontology annotation, molecular function: tryptophan-tRNA ligase activity; ATP binding.
AAGAGGGGAAGGCUAUUAAAGCGUCUGGCUGCACAGGGCAAUCUCAGCCACGCAGCUGCCCGGCAGGACCAGUGGCCACCUCUGCCCCGCUGCAGUGUCUCCUACGACCUGAUUCUGUCUGGACCGCUGAGCAAGGCCGCCAGCACCCAGGGAAAUGGCCUCCCGAAUGGAACUGUCCAGCAGCAUAGUUGCUCAAGAGGAGCUGGUGAAAACCCUCAAAGCUGAGAAGGCGUCAAUGGGUGAAAUUGACUCUGCAAUGCAGAAAUUAUUGUCACUAAAAAUGAGCUACAAAGCUGCCACAGGAGAGGAUUACAAGGCCAACUGCUCUUCAGAGAACCCGGCACCUGGCAGCAAGGGUGGCCUGGAUGACACAGAAGCUGAGGAGGAUUUCGUGGACCCAUGGACAGUGCAGACGAGCAGUGCAAAAGGCAUUGACUAUGACAAGCUCAUUGUUCGCUUCGGAAGCAGCAAAAUUGACAAAGAGCUGAUCAACCGCAUAGAGAGGGCCAUUGGCCAGAAGCCGCACCACUUCCUGCGCAGAGGCAUCUUCUUCUCGCACAGAGAUAUGAAUCAAGUUCUUGAUGCCUACGAAAAUAAGAAGCCAUUUUAUCUGUAUACGGGCAGAGGCCCCUCUUCCGAAGCAAUGCAUCUAGGUCACCUCAUCCCAUUUAUUUUCACAAAGUGGCUGCAGGACGUGUUCAACGUGCCCUUGGUCAUCCAGAUGACGGACGACGAGAAGUACCUGUGGAAGGACCUGACCCUGGACCAGGCCUACGGCUACGCUGUAGAGAAUGCCAAGGACAUCAUUGCCUGCGGCUUUGACAUCAACAAGACUUUCAUCUUCUCUGACCUUGACUACAUGGGGUCGAGCCCAGAAUUCUACAGGAACGUGGUGAAGAUUCAGAAGCACGUCACCUUCAACCAGGUGAAAGGCAUCUUCGGCUUCACCGACAGUGACAGCAUUGGGAAGAUCAGCUUUCCUGCCAUCCAGGCUGCGCCCUCCUUCAGCAACUCCUUCCCUCAGAUCUUCCAGGACAGGACGGACAUCCAGUGCCUCAUACCCUGUGCCAUCGACCAGGAUCCUUACUUCAGAAUGACGAGAGAUGUCGCCCCCAGGAUCAGCUAUCCUAAACCAGCCCUGCUGCACUCGACCUUCUUCCCUGCCCUGCAGGGGGCCCAGACCAAGAUGAGCGCCAGCGACGCCAACUCCUCCAUCUUCCUCACAGACACGGCCAAGCAGAUUAAAAACAAGGUCAACAAGCACGCCUUUUCUGGAGGGAGAGACACCGUUGAGGAGCACAGGCAGUUUGGGGGCAACUGUGAUGUGGAUGUGUCCUUCAUGUACCUGACCUUCUUCCUUGAGGAUGAUGACAGGCUCGAGCAGAUUCGAAAGGAUUACACCAGUGGAGCCAUGCUCACCGGCGACCUCAAGAAGAUACUCAUUGAGGUCCUGCAGCCCUUGGUGGCUGAGCACCAGGCCCGGCGCGAGGCGGUCACAGACGAGAUAGUGAAAGAGUUCAUGACCCCCCGGAAGCUGUCCUACGACUUUCAGUAGCACUCAUUUUAUGCCCUCAGCACCCCAGCUUAAUCGAAUCACCGCUCCCCUAGGCCCUGCCCCAUGGUGAUUACUGGCCUCGGGUCUGUCAGCCCAUGUGUGUCAAUACUGCUUCUGUGAGCGUCAUCCUGUCCGUCCCUUGUGAGCAAAACCCUGUGGGGUGAUUGGUGCCGUGUAGCGUUGUGUGGUCAGACAGACCAGUCUAGCUGGAGUCUCUCCCACAAAGCAGCCCGAGGGUGUGGCGCCUUUGCCAGAUGUCCUGGUCCACAGGACGGCCUCCAUUUGAAAGCGUCCAACUGUUCCCAAUACACUCUUAAAGCCUGGCCCGUGAAAGCGUAUGUAGCCUGUGUGUGCAUAUCAUGAAACUAAAAAGUGCUUUGAAAAGUCGAUGUGGGGAAGUUUAAUGGGCACAAGAUGUAUUUCAGCCCAUGCUCCAAAAAAAUAAAAACAAUUGCUAGCUAAAA